Molecule: messenger RNA, 470 nt
Organism: Eremomyces bilateralis CBS 781.70
Lineage: Eukaryota; Fungi; Ascomycota; Dothideomycetes; Eremomycetales; Eremomycetaceae
Exons: 2
Coding region: 42-269 (75 amino acids)
Source: RefSeq, a predicted model, not a curated record
AAAUCGUUCGACGUCGAAUACCACCGAUCUAGGCAGAACUGAUGGAACACAAAUCGUACUGCAGAUCGCCAGUCAGCUCCCGCUUCUUGACUGAAGUCCACCGUGCGGUUCAACAUACCAGAGCCGAUUCAUCUCGAAUGCAUCCCCCAACUGCGCCAUCCUCUCCGCACAGAUGUCCCUGUACGGCUUUGCGCUUGUCACUUCCAUCAACCUUUGAAUCCGCCUCCGCUCGGCCGCCUCCUGUGUGCGCGCCGUUCCCUGGCCCGUAAUAUGGAGUCUCUUCCCGCGGUGGACCCCGAACCUAUACCAGUCUGUUAGCACACUUUAUGCAUCCCUGGUUCACGACGGCUGUCUACUUGGAACAUCGACCCGUAUCGCUUUGCUUUCGACUUACACUAAUAGGGCCACCAUGAUACACACGAUGCAAAUGAUCACACCGAUAGUCACCCCUGAGGUAGAAUUGUCCCUUC